Thalassophryne amazonica is the source of this 6852-nucleotide messenger RNA. Its product is annotated as rapamycin-insensitive companion of mTOR-like. Gene Ontology annotation, cellular component: TORC2 complex. The record is from RefSeq and is a predicted model, not a curated record. NCBI's taxonomy places the organism in Eukaryota, Metazoa, Chordata, Actinopteri, Batrachoidiformes, Batrachoididae. The transcript has 37 exons. Gene Ontology annotation, biological process: TORC2 signaling; positive regulation of phosphatidylinositol 3-kinase/protein kinase B signal transduction. Gene Ontology annotation, molecular function: protein serine/threonine kinase activator activity. The coding region runs from base 30 to 5249 and encodes 1739 amino acids.
UUUCCGGUGUUGUGUAUGUUCCUGGAAACAUGGCGGCCAGCUUCCGCGGCCGUCCGAUCCGGAGUCUUCGGAUGCGAGGUCGGAAUGACAGCGGGGAAGAGAACGUACCGCUGGAUUUGACCAGAGAACCAACAGAAAACUUCCGUGAAAUCCUACAAAAUGUGGCCAAACCGCACGGAGUCAGUAACAUGCGAAAACUUGGCCACCUGAACAACUUCAUAAAGCUGCUAUGCAGUAUUGGCCAUCGUGAGGAAAAUUUUGGGUUUACAUAUGAAGAAAUCAUCAUUUGUCUGCGACUGGCUCUCUUGAAUGAGGCUAAAGAAGUGCGUGCUGCAGGUUUACGGGCACUGCGGUAUCUCAUCAGGGACACAAUCAUCCUACAGAAGGUCUUCAGACUUCAGGUGGACUACUUGAUAGCCAGAUGCAUUGACAUCCAGCAGAGCAAUGAGGGGGAACGUACUCAGGCUCUCAGACUAGUCAGAAAGAUCAUCACUGUCAAUGCGAUGCUUUUCCCCACCUCCAUUGCUAACUCUCUCAUUGCUGUGGGGACAGACGGACUUCAGGAGAGAGACCGCAUGGUCCGAGCAGCUAUCGCCAUCAUCUGUGAGCUUGCGCUGAAGAACCCAGAGGUGGUUGCAAAAAGAGGAGGCCUCAGCACCAUCCUGAAGAGUGUGAUUGACUGUCAGCUGAGUCGCAUCAACGAAGCUCUGAUCACAACCAUCCUUCAUCUACUCAACCACCCACGUACCCGCCAGUAUGUGCGUGUUGACGUCGAAUUAGAGCAAAUUCUCGCACCUUUCACAGAUUUUCACUACCGUCACAACGCAGAUACGGCUGAAGGGCAACUUAAGGAAGAUCGUGAGUCUCGUUUUUUGUCAAGUAGAAUGGCUAUAGUAGCAGCCUUCCGCUCUUGGUCUGGGAUCAUCAACUUAUGCAAGGAUGGAAAUUCUGGAAUCCAGUCUUUAAUUGGCUUACUUUGCAUACCAAAUAUGGAGGUUAGGAAAGGUUUGUUGGAGGUGUUAUACGAGGUGUUUAGGCUACCGUUACCCAUUGCAACUCAAGAUUUCACAGAAGCUCUUUUAAGUGUUGACCCCAGCAGGUUUCAGGACACCUGGAGACUGUCUGACGGCUUUGUUGCUGCUGAGGCCAAAGUCAUCCUCCCCCAUCGGGCCCGGUCUAGGCCUGAUCUUAUGGACAAUUACUUGGCAUUUGUCCUGUCUGCCUUCAUCACCAGUGGGUUGUUAGAGGGUCUUGUUGAAGUUGUGACCAGUAGUGACGAUCAGCUGGCUGUCAGAGCAACCAUCCUCCUGGGAGAACUUCUGCACAUGGCAAACACCAUCCUUCCUCAUUCUCAUAGUCACCACCUGCACUGUCUCCCCACCCUCAUCAACAUGGCAGCAUCCUUUGACAUCCCACAGGAGAAACGACUUCGGGCAAGUGCAGCAGUUAAUAAUUUGAAGCGUUUUCAUGAGAAGAAGAAGAAAGGCUUGAAACCAUAUAGUCUUUACCUGGACCACAUCAUCCGCAAGUCUGUGUCUUCACAUAAUCGCAGAGAGUCCCACUCACGUGCACCAAGAGACAUCUAUGUCAUCAAGGACACAGAGGAAGCACUGAUGAUGAACCUGAGAGACAGUCAAAUACUAAACCAUAAGCAAAACCUGGAGUGGAACUGGCUGCUCAUUGCUACCAUUCUAAAGUGGCCAAACAUAAACCUCAGGAACAACAAAGAUGAACAGUUGCACAAGUUUGUACGUAGGCUGCUGUAUUUUUAUAAGCCCAGCAGUAAGCUGUAUGCAGGGCUGGCGUUGGAUCAUCUUAAGGCCAGACAACUCACUGUGGUUGGCUGUCAGUUCAUUGAGUUCCUCAUGGACUCUGAUGAGGAUGGCCAAGGUUACCUGGAGGAUCUGGUGAAGGACAUGGUAUCUUGGUUGUCCUCCUCUUCAGGGAUGAAGCCGGAGCGUUGUCUGCAGAGUAACGGUCUACUCACCACACUCAGCCAACACUACUUUCUCUUCCUGGGAACGCUGUCUGCACACCCACAGGGUGUCAAACUGCUGGAGAAAUGUGGCCUGUUUCAGUGCCUGCUGAAUCUUUGCUCUGUGAAGAACCAAGAUGCUGUGCUGAAACUGGCUGUAUCCACACUGGAUUACAGCAGAGAUGGUCUGGCCAGAGUGAUCCUCUCCAAGAUCCUCACUGCUGCUACUGAUACAUGCAGGCUGUAUGCCACCAAGCACCUCCGUGUGCUGCUGCGUGCAGGUGUGGAGUUCUUCAGUAGCUGGGGCAUGGAGCUGCUGGUCACACAGCUUCAUGACCAUAGCAAGGCCGUUUCCAUGGAGGCUCUGGACAUACUCGAUGAAGCCUGCGAGGACAAGGCAAAUCUCCAUGCUCUAAUCCAGCUCAAACCAGCUCUGUCCCACCUGGGUGACAAAGGCCUCCUGCUGCUCCUCAGGUUCCUGUCCAUUCCUAAAGGUUUCUCCUACCUCAAUGAGAGGGGUUAUGUCAGCAAGCAGCUAGAUAAAUGGCAGAAGGAAUACAAUCUGAAGUAUGUUGACUUGAUAGAGGAGCAGCUGAAUGAAGCACUAACUACCUACCGCAAACCUGUUGAUGGAGACAACUACGUCAGACGUAGCAACCAAAGGUUACAAAGACCAAAUGUCUAUCUCCCUGUACACUUGUACGGUCAGCUGGUCCAUGAUAAGAUGGGCUGUCAUCUUCUGGAGAUUCAGAGCGUAGUACCUGACCUCAGCUAUACGGUUCGCUCCCCGAUGCUGGACACUUGGGAGGGCGUUAAACAGCUGAAGGCUGCAGUGUGGGCUCUUGGCAACAUUGGCUCUUCAAACUGGGGUCUGAAUCUCCUACAGGAGGAGAAUGUCAUUCCUGACAUUCUCACUUUGGCUCAGCACUGUGAUGUGCUGUCUGUAAGAGGUACGUGUAUUUACGUGCUGGGUGUGAUCUCCAAGACGAAGCAGGGUUGCGAGGUACUGAAACAAUACGGUUGGGAUGCAGUCAGGCACAGUCGCAGGACGCUGUGGCCUGUCACUCCAGAGGAGGUCGACACACAGCUGACUUCUGAACUUUCCUCAGUACCGAGCACACUCAGUCUAAACUCAGAGUCCACUAGCUCCCGUCACAACAGUGAGAGUGAGUCUCAACCAAACAUGUACAUCCUGGAUGAUGACAAGUGUGAGGUUCUGGACAACUCCGAUGAGUCUUCUUUCUAUCUACACUCCAAACCAAUCAAGGACCGCAGCCCCUUCACAAUCCUUGCCUCCACACGCUUUGUACGUGCCCGCUUUCUCAACUCGUUAUCCCUUCCUAGCAAGAAGUUGCGCUCCACCAGUGACCUUAAGACCCCUUCAGGCUCAUACACCCCCACUGAACUCAAGACAGGGAGCAUGAGGCGGAAUAGGACAGUAACAGAGCCCUCUAUUUAUUGCCAAAACCAGGGGGAGGUCUUCACUCCUGUAUUUAACUGCAGAGGAAUACCCAAGAGCCCCACAGUCAGCUUAGAGACAUCUUUUAUUGGGACCAGAGGAGGCUCGGAGGAACAGCUUGUGGAUGUGAAGCUGACUCGGAGUGGAGGAUCAGGUCUCGCCCUGACUGGUGGCUCUGGGGGUCUUGGACUAAGUGGUCUAGGAGGACAAGUGACUGCUGAGCACCCCAGCCGGGAGAAGGAGCAAAGCAGCAGAGAACGUCUUGCAGGAGGGGAUGGGGGUUCCUCGUCUAGUGGGGGGAAUUUAGGAGGAGGAGGAGGUGGUGGUGGUGGUGGAGGGACUCAGUUUAAAAGCCGCAGUCAGAGCUUUAAUACAGACACCACAACCAGCGGCAUCAGCUCCAUGAGCUCGAGCCCGUCCAGGGAGACUGUUGGAAACACAGAGCCUGAACCAGACUCUUCUGACUGUGUGAGCCUCAAUACAGUGGUGUCCGCCAAGACUGUCAAAACGCUCUCUUCCCUCACACCCCAGGCUCAGACCAACCACAUGCCCACAUCCAAGUCCUCUGUCUCUCUGGUACCGCCAGGCUCCUCACACACUCUGCCUCGCCGAGCUCAGUCUCUGAAGUCCCCCUCAGUUACCACCAUAAAGAGCCUGGCUGACUGUAGCUUUAUAUACACAAGCCCGCGAGACGCCCUGGGUUACGCAACCCUGAAAAGGCUGCAGCAGCAGAGGAUACAUCCGUCGUUGUCUCAUAGUGAAGCACUGGCUUCGCCAGCUAAAGAUGUGCUAUUCACCGAUACAAUCACGAUGAAGACUGGCAGCCUGGAUUCCAGACUGACACCUCGCAGAUUUCUCAAAGCACUGAGCUUUGCCUCUCUGGAUAAAGAGGAAUUACUCAGUCCCAUCAACCAAAGCACGUUGCAUCGCUGCUCUUCAGUCCGCUCUAUGGUCUCAAAUGCCACCUAUGGGUGUAAUGAUGAGUACAUUGGCCUGGCACUGCCCAUGGACAUCAGGGAGAUGUUCCACAUCAGAGAUACAGCCUACUUUCAGCAGAGGAUCAGCCCACCAUCAGAAGAAAGGAAACGCUUCCUGUUUGGUGAUGGAGAUGGCGAUCGCCCCACUGUCCCUGCACUGAGACAGCAGCUCAGUAUCUCUGAGCUCAUUGCCACCCGAGCAGAGGGGCAGAGCCACAGCAUGGGUUCAGAGGGGAGUGGCCUGCAGGAUCACACUGAAGACAACUGCCUCUACUGUGUAGGUUCCAUCGUGCUGGGAUAUCCCACUCAGCCACAGAUUAGCAGUACACAGCCUCAGCCAGACUAUGUUCCUUUCCCUUCAUGGGGAGGUCAGAGUGGCCAUCGUCUGGAGGUGAUGCCUCAGUCCAAGUACUCCGGGGUUUCAGGCUGCAGCGACGCUGCCGUGUCACAGGGCUCAGUCUCUAGCACUCCCACUCCCACUGACAUCGUCAUUGGUGGAAAGGCAAUAUCAGAGGAUGGCCCAGCCUCCCGGGUGUUGCUGAGGAAGGAGGUGCUCCGCCUGAUCAUCAACCUCAGCUCCUCUGUAGGAACUAAAGGCCACGAAACAGGACUGCUAACAAUAAAGGAAAAAUUUCCUUAUGCAUUUGAUGACAUCUGCCUGUACUCUGAGGUUUCCCACCUCCUAGCCCACUGUAUGUUUCGUCUGACAUCAAGACGAUUCAUCCAGGAACUCUUCCAGGAUGUGCAAUUCAUGCCAAUGUUUGAGGAAGCGGAAGCAAUGCUGACAAAGUUACCAAAACCUGCUGAAGAGGAUGUGAACCCUCCUGCAGAAUCCUGAUCCUCCUGGAUUCCCAGCACUGCCCCUCUCCUGCCACCCUGCAUACACAGAAAGAAUGCAGGACCAAAAGCUGUCUGUAGGGUCGGGGAGAUGUUUGCCAUGUUUAUGGUGCUCAAAGCUGAGCACCGUGGCCAAGGAUAAGGACGUGGACGCCGCUUAUCAUUCAUUUAACAAAUUGGAGCUGCAAUAAAAAGACGUCACGGUGUCUGUAAAAGAAAGUUUAAGCCAACACGCCUGCUGGGUGUAUCAAACGUUAUUGUGUGACAGGAAUAAGAUUAAGUGGUUUCAAAUUAAGAAAACAAAGAAAACUCUUUUUGGAUGGUUCGGCAGUCUAAGAGACAUGCUGUAAAACAUCAUGGUCAAGGACAAGUUGGAUCAUUAAGACAAAGACUGUUUUAAGAAAUUCCAAAAUCUUAUUUCUUUCCAGUGGUGGCGUUUUCUGUAUUGAAUUAAGGCAUGUAGUCGUGUCAGCCCGGUGAUUCCUCAGACCCUGCAUCAUCACCCCCCCCCCCCCCCCCCCCCCCUUGUGAAACACUACACUACAGAGGGUCCUGCAGUUUUUUGUUUUUUUUUUAAACUACCUGGGUCUUCUCUGGUUCACACCCCGACCUGUGACCAGGCAUGUUGCUUUGCUUUUCUUGCCUCAACACAUCCUACAACCUGUUGCCUCUUGACAGUUCAGACAGCCAAUUACUUUUCUAUUCCUCUCAGACAAUCAGACAUCACUAGUGUUGUAUUUUCUUAAGCACUAUACAUAUAUUCCACCCCAGUACAGGACCUGAGGAGAACAGCAUGUAAUUUUAUGCCAUCCUUGACUUGCAUCAGACCUUCAGUACUUUUCUUCAGCCAUUACAUUACUAGUAUGCUAGCAGUUUCAGGAGUUCUCAGGCGGUGAGUUGAUCUUUGCAUUAGUGCUCUUUUGUACAUUUUAUUGGGUCUCUUGUGUAGAAUGACUCACGUGGUACCAAACACCAUUCUGAAAUGCAUGUUGCAUAAACUCAGCCGCAAGCCCACUCUGCCUUCUUUUCCUGUGCUCCACUUCCACUGCAUGUGCAAAACGCAUGGCAAACUUGUAAUGUCACCUUAAUGUGUUUCCGGCUUAUAAGACUGAAAAAAAAAAAAAAAUAGGUUGCCAUUUCAUGUUGCCAUUACGUCGUAGGAAUCUAAUUCUCCCUGAGUUUGUUUUCACAAUGCAAUAUCACUGUUGAAGGCUGAGAUGGGGGGUGUGAUAACUCUAAAGGAUUUGUAAGACGUUUCCAGGGAAAUGGGGAUAUCCAUUUCCAUCGGGUUGUUUUUGCUAUAAUGCUGCUACACAAAUGGACACAUAGAGAUGAUUCAUAGAUCAGCUGAGUGAUGUCAGAUCUGAUCUAUUUAUUAUAUGUCUGUACCAUAGAGUGAGCUCAACCAGAGAAGAAAAGUUAUUUAUAUUUUUCCUCAAGACUGUAUUAUAAUUUAAUUCUCUCUCUCUCUCUCUCUUUCCACCUGAAUAUUGUGGUUUUCCCUUGUAUAAUGUGUACAGUAUGUUUUGGGCCAUCAGCGACCUAAAAGAAGACAUACAAUCCUAUCAAAAGGAUGCAUUGUUAAUAAAACUAAAUUUAAAAUA